Heteronotia binoei (common prickly gecko) is the source of this 10981-nucleotide messenger RNA. It is a transcript of the gene CRYBG3, whose product is annotated as crystallin beta-gamma domain containing 3. The transcript has 22 exons. Gene Ontology annotation, molecular function: structural constituent of eye lens. Gene Ontology annotation, biological process: visual perception; lens development in camera-type eye. NCBI's taxonomy places the organism in Eukaryota, Metazoa, Chordata, Lepidosauria, Squamata, Gekkonidae. The coding region runs from base 390 to 7928 and encodes 2512 amino acids. The record is from RefSeq and is a predicted model, not a curated record.
GAAGUUCUUGGCAGAACCGAGAGAGGGAGGCGGCGGGAAUGUCACGCCCAACCCCUGGCCGAGGCGCGCGGGAACCCACGCUAUUGCUGCCUUGAGAGAGGGCGGGCAGUGGGAGAGCGACUCCAGUAGCAGCCAUGACUCCUCCCUGCGGGGCGGGCAACUGAGGGGAGCUGCAUUCAGCCAGCGUUGGAGGAAGAAGCGAGGUGGCUAGCCCUUCCCUUUGCCUGUACCGGUUGGGCUAAUGGACUAGAAACUUAGGAGCGAGGCUUUCCCCCUCCCACAGAGAGCGUGGGAAGGGGUUGAGGGAGAAGUGUUCCCUCUCGCGACUGCCUCUCUGCACGAAAUCCGGCAAAGGGGGCGACAGCUGGCGCCUUCAUUCGUUGCUGGAGAUGUCUGGGGGGAGUAGCCGGAGGAGAGCCGGUUCCUCCUGGCAUAGCAGCUUCUCCCGACUUUUUAAUAGGAGCUUAUCCAAGGAGGAAGAGGGCAAAGCAGUCCCCCAGCCACAGGCAACAGACAGCUUUGAAGUUAAGGAAAAUGAAUCUACCAGUGUGGCAUGUCGGAGAAAGGAAAAUAACCCUCUCCCAGAUCUGACAAAGAUUCCAGUCUGUGAAAAUAAGAACCUCUCAACUGAAGAACUGAGCAAGUCCCCAACUUGGGAAGAACUAAAAAAAGCAAGUAGUCUGCCGAGUUUGGCUCACGAAGGCAAGACUGCCAUUAACAGACAGCCCAAAGAUGGAUUUCUUCAAUUUCUUGGGAAUUUAUUUGGUAUUGCUUCUAAGUCCUCCUGGAAAGAAACUGAACAGUCCAUCCCUGGAGAUGGCAGGAGCAGAACAGGGAAGGACUUUGGAAGUCCAGCUAUCCACCAGAAUGGGGCACAUUCUGAACCAGAAAUACUUGGCUUUUCAGUAUCUAGAAAUGCAUGUGGGGUGUCUGAUAAAGAUGAAGAGAGAAACAUCUGUUCUGAAUUGCAAGACUUACAGAAAGCACAGGAAAAAAAUGCUGAAGCCUCAAAAAAAACAGACUGUGAGCUGGGCACACCUGCAGUUACUUAUGCAACAUAUCGAGGCUCAGCAAGAAUUAAGCGGCUGCUUAAGAAGCGAGCAGAACUAGAGCAAGAAAAGGAAGAUCAAAACAGCGUUAUUUGUUCUUCUGCCAAAAACAAUCAGACUGUCGACUUUCCAGAAUUGGAAAUUACUGCAAGAAAAGCAGGAUUAUCUUUAAAGGAAAAUUCAAAACUUGGGACAAAAGACAACACAAAAGAUGCACAGAUGAAUACCUUCCUGGCAGAAAUGAGUCUGAAAAAUAAUUCUAAGGAAAUCUUGAGUAGCAGUGACAGCAGAGAAUCAAACAAUGCAAUUACCAUAUUGGCAGAAAUUGAAAUCAUGAAAAAUUGCAUCAAAGAUGUGGUUUCUGUGAAACAUGCUUCAGCUUCCAAGACACCAGAAGUUAAUAGGAACCUUCUGUUAGAUCCAGUAUUGUUGCCAAAGGAAGCAGGUUCUAGUUGCCAGAAUAAAGAUCCUGCUAGAAUGAGUUCACCAAAUAACAGAUUGGUUGAAAUGGGAGAGGAGGUAUUAGGGAAAACAGAAACACAGCUUCAGCCAAACAAUGCUACCAUUGUUGACUUGCAAAAAGGAAUUCAUUUUUGUGCUCUUUCUAACACAGAAACAAAUGAGACAAUUCAACAUGAAUUUUCAUCUUCCCUUAAAGUAUACUCUUUUGAUGAUGAUGAACAACAGUUGUUAAAAAACAAAUGUCCCUGUGAUAGUUAUGUUGAUGAUCAGCUGAAUCUAAAAUCAGGUGACCAGAUAUUGCAUUUAAAUAAUCAGUUGUGUAGUGGACAGAAAGUUAGCAGUAUAGCAAAUGGAAAUAAAGGUUCACACAAGCAAUUAACUAAAGAGAAGGAGCAAAUUUCACAAAUCAUUUCAUCAAAUGUACACUUGGCUCUCCAUGGACAAAGACAUCAAGAAGAAUUUCAUGAUGUGGAAUGCAACAGUACAGCAACAGAAGGAAUGAAUCUGUCUGUUUCAACCCAGUUCCCAGAAACAGUUCAAGAGGUAGACAUGCAGAGCAAAAAUAGUCCAAAGAACAAGAGGACAACAGAGUCAGUGGAAUUUACACAAAUCAAUCCAAACUUCACCAUGAUUUCUGAGACUGAAACUAACUCUGUUACCGUGGGGAAUUUUGGUAUUCCUUUAGUUGAGAGAGGCCAUGUUGAAGUAACAGCAUUGCCCAACAUUACUCAGGUGAGCAACACCAGCACUUCUCUGUCAUCUGCAGAGUGUGAAAAUGGGCAGUACUGGAUGCCAUGUACUUCCUUAGAAACUGAAGAUGACACCACUGGCAAAGCCAUGGCUCCUGAGGAUAAUUCCCCUUUGAUCCUUGAAACCAACAAUGGAAGCUGCCAUUAUCUUAGCCACAGAAAUGAUGGGACCCUCAUGCAAAAAUCAGUCAGUUUAAAUGAGUCUCUUCUUCUUGAAGGUGGAGCCAAGCCUCUUGAAUAUGAGAAGACAACGCAUAUAAGCACAAGAUCUUCUAUCACAACCAAGCCUUCAUCUCUUCAAACUGCAGAAGUUAUGGUUAAUAACCUAUCUAUAUCUACAGAAAAAAAUGAUCCGUUAGCUCAUGAAGUGACAGAUCAUUUUGAAACAGAGAAGGCACCCAUUGCUUCUGAAAUUAAAGAGAUAGUUAUGAUUGGUCUGUCUCCUAUUUCUCCUUCUAAAGAAGCCUUCUUGCCCAAGGACUCCCCUGCUGAUGUGAAACCAGAAAAGAACAGUUCUCCAACAGUUCUUUCUUCAACAUCUAUCUUGGCCAAUAAUGUUUCCAUCUUUGAAGAUAGCAUCUCUUUGGAUGAUGUGUCUAAAUCUAUGCCUAACGCUGAUCAGAAUGUAUUGAAAACGUCAUGUUUCUUGUCUAAUGAUAAACAGGAGCACACUAACAAAUCAGCAGGUGCUGAUUUUGGUAAAACGUGCUGUUUUGUCUCUACAGGUGAAAAUAUUCAAGGUAGCAAAAAAUCAGAGAUCUGCGGACCUUUGAGCACUCUUACUGCUGCUGAAUUUGGGGGUGCAGAUGAAAUUUCUGAUACUGUCCAGGAAUCUGCAGACGUUCCGGAGACUAAGGGUAUCUCUGACAGUCUUCAAAAUGCUAACAUUGGGAGUGAGAUUUUGCCCUGCUCUGAAGAAACAGAGACAUCUGGAACAUGGCCCUUGUGCUCUGGAUCCAGUCUAAGAAAAGAGAUGUUUCCUGUUUCCACAUAUGAAGAUGUGUAUGCUUGCAAGUCUGCUUUUCCUACUUCUGGCUUUAAAGAUAUGCCAGAGCUAUGUUCUGCUACCUGUGAAACAAUUGAUAUAUUAGGCAAGAAACAUUCUUUUUCUAAUAAUUCUAAAGAUGGUAUCACAAUUUCAUCAAACCAUAAGUCUGGCACUCUACUGACUGGAUCAUCAUCUGAAACUACUUGCUCAGCCCCAUUUGUGGAUUUAUUUGCCUCAGACAUAGAAACAGUACAUCCUGUAAAGACAGUAUUAGAAAAGGCAUUCACAGUACAACUGGAGAAAGAGAUGCAAAUAACUCCUUCACAGAAAGUAACUCCUUAUUGCCUUAUUGCUUCUGUUUCAGAAGACCCUGUUGAAAUGGAUGAUCAAGCAGUUCCUAAUUUGCUUACAAAAUCAGGCAGCCAGUUCUCUGACAAAACACUGAAAGAUGUUGAAACAGGAAAACAAGUACAAAUUAGAUCCCAAGACUUAGCUGUUUUGUUUAAAAAGGCUGAUGAAAUAGUUGAUGCAGUUCUGUAUUUAGCUAUUGAAGAAAUACAAUCAAAGCAAGCAGUGGGUGUCUGCCAGACUAAUGACAUUAAAGGAAGUUUAUUGGGACCCAGCCCUCAAAAAGAUCAGAAAAUGAGAAAAAUGUUGUCGGAAUCAAAAGAAAUCCAGCUAAAAAACUUGUCAUUAAAACAUUUUAAUGAGACUUGUAUCAGAAGACUUUCUGGAAUUAAAUGGAAAAAUACAGUUGACACAAGCAUUCAAGAUGAAAUGAUGCCAUUUGACAUGACUAAUAAAAUUGAUCUACAUAGUUCACUAGCACUAAAAGCAAAAGAAAUAUUUGAUGAUGAUGUUAAUGCAGCCAAACAUAAGCUGAUGUACAGUGAACAGGAGGAAAAUCUGAGCAAGGACCCUUCUCAAAAUACAGUAUGUAUGUCUAAAACUGAAGCACCAGAGAGACUGAUUAUGAAUAAUAAAUUAACAGAUAAGCUUUCCGAAACAACCAAAGAACAAUAUUUAAACCAGGAAUACUCAGCUGAAGUACAUAAUGUAACUGUUGAGUUUGAGGUAGCAAGCUCCUUGGAUUCUCUGCACAUAGAUGAUGACAAAAAAGUAACAAGAGGAGAAAUGGUCCCAAAUAAAGUAUUUGCAUGGCAAAAUUAUAGAGACAAAUGUAGUGAUUCCACAGCUAGGCUAGAAUCCAAUCCUGAAACAGUAGGUAAUGACAAAAACAAUCAGGAUAUCAAUGGCAGUACACACGUCACACAGGUUGGUAACAAAAUGAGUGAUACAGGUGAUAAAUCUGAUUAUGUCUUAUAUGCAGGAAAUGGAGAGACUGUUAUGGCAAGAGAACAACUGCCAUCAUGCCUAUCUCUGCCAGAGAAUGUGUCACUGCCAGCCUUUAACUCAAACGUUUAUACAUACACUUGUGUUUCUAACAAAUCUGAAGGGGAUUAUAGGCCUUUACUUGGAAAUGACAUUGGGGAUGAUUUGUCCAAUUACAGUUACAACUACAAUACCCUCCAGUUCUUUGCAACAGAGGAACCACAUGGAAGCUCUUGUGUAACAGGCAGUGGAAGGGGUUAUGACAAAACUAAGAAAGACUGUACAGAAUUGCAGAAUAAAAACAGUACAUCUGAAUCAUCUAUAAAGAACAAUUCACCAACAAUUAAGUCAAAUUUUGCCUAUGAAGAAGAACAAAUAACUGGGGUUAUUAUGAAUGAUUUGUGCAAGGAAAAUUACAUGGAUGGUACCAGAGAGAAGUCCCCACAGUGUUCUGCCUUUUCUUUACCAAAAGAGUGGGAAGGUGAUUCUUCCUUCGCUAUUUUGUAUGAGAAUUCUCUUCAGGAGGACAGCUGUUCAUCUGCAGAACCAGAACACUCCUUGCCAUCACUUCCUGGUCUCCCCCUGAAUAAUAUUGAGCAUCUUCUGAUGUAUGAAGCAGCAAAGGGCAAACAUAACUCUGGGCAAACUUAUGAAGAUAGCAACCAAGUAAAUGAGAUGCUAGACAGUACUUGUUCAGAAUCGUUCAUGACAGUUGAGGCAAAACGUUACAGAGUUUAUCCAUUCUCUCUGUCUCCCAUAUAUGAAGAUGACAGUUCACAAGAUUUGCUGUCAACAGACAUCUCACCGGGAGGUCAUUCUAGUGAGAAAUCAAGAGACAGCAAUAAUCCAUCAUAUGUUUUAUCACUUCUGCAGUCAGUAUCUGAACGGCUGAAGUCUAGUAACCAGUAUUUUGAAGAGGAAGACAGACUUUGUGAAGAAAAUGAACUAGAAGAUAAAAAAGAAGUAUGUGUUCCAGGUUGCUGGGCAGGCAGUCCAAGUGCAGCAAUCCUGCAUGACAGGAAUUUGCUUUCUAGGCACUUGCUUAUUCCUCAGGAUACACUUUCUGAAGAAGAGGCCUCACCUCUUACCUCAGUGGAUUCAGUUCAGCUGACACAAAAAUGUGACCUUGACAAUAAGCCUUUUUCCAGGAGUGUGUUCUAUGAAUAUUUACAGAACGCAGGCAGUUACACAUGUUUGAAGGAAGGAAGAUUUGAAAAUCUUUUAGUGACAAAGGGUCAUCCAACCAAGUAUAAUCUGCAAAAAUGUGGAGCUUUCCAAGUGUAUCCCAUUGGCAGAGAGAAACUCAGAUGUAAUCCAAGACCAGGAAAAAUGGUUAUUUGUGAUCUUAAGGACAGCAAAAAUAAACAUGAAAUUUACCGUGAUGAACUAGAUACUACAACCUGGAUGUUUUCAAAUGAAGCAUUAAUCAAAGUUGUUAGAGGAUGCUGGAUGUUGUAUGAAAAACCUCAGUUUCAAGGUCAGAAUUUCAUUCUGGAAGAAGGAGAGACAUUACUGAGUGAUAUCUGGAAUACUCACACUGAGAAGCCUCAAGGAAAUUUCACAGUUGGUUCAAUCAGACAAGUAGUGAAGAGUUGUAGUGUUCCUGAGAUUGAGCUUUCUCCACAAACUGACACAGAUAAUUCCCCAGUCUGUAUUCAGAAUGCAAUUGCUAAUUUAGAAGAACUGGAAGUCAAAAAUCCUACUCUUCUUGUCAAAGCAGGAGUAUGGCUUGCCUAUUCAGAAGCUAGUUACAAAGGAGAGGUGAUGGUUUUGGGAGAAAAUCACAAUCUAUAUGAGCUUUCAGCAGCUGAUGUAAAAUCUCUUCAUCCAUUGAAAAUGGGUGGCCUCAAAGUACAAAUGCCCAUGAAUGUUAAGAUGGUGAUUUAUGAAAAACCACACUUUGAAGGAUGGUGCAAGGAGUUUUCUGAAAAUAUUGAUUAUGUUCCAGCGCUAUUAAAAAAUUCUGAUGAAUUCCAAGGGAUUGGAUCAAUAUGUGUUGUUGGUGGGAUAUGGGUUGCAUAUGAGAAGGAACGCUAUAAGGGACAGCAGUACCUGUUAGAGGAGGGGCAGUAUGAUGAUUGGCAGUCGUGGGAUGGAGUUAGCAAUGUCCUGCUAUCUUUUCGAUUUCUGCAAGCUGACUUUAUGGAGUCUGAAGUCACACUUUUUGAAAUGGAUGAGGAAAAUGGAAAGCUGCUGGAGAUAGUAAAUGAAGAAAUUCCUGACUUGGAUCAGGCUGGAUUUGGUUCCAUGACAAAGUCACUUAAUGUUAAGAGUGGCGUGUGGGUUGCUUAUCAGCAGAAGUACUUCUGUGGAGAACAGUAUGUAUUGGAGAAAGGGAAAUAUAAAUGUUUUCUUGACUGGGGAGGACAAAAUGAGACUAUCAUGUCAAUCCGUCCUAUUAAAUUGGAGCCACUGGAACACCAUGCACCCCCACACUGCCUAAAAGCUUUCAGUAACACACAUUUCCAGGGAUUGUGUUUGGAUUUUACAAAAGAGAUUUCUGAUUUUGCAUCAUUCAAGCCAUGUUCUUUUAAAGUUCUGCGGGGAUGUUGGCUGUUAUGUUACCAGGGAGAAACCACUGACAACCAGUGUGUGCUGGAAGAAGGCCUUUACACUGACCUUGCCUCCUGUGGAUGUCCAGUGGCUGCAGUCAUGUCCCUUCGGCCUAUUGAAUAUGUUUUUGCUGAACCCUUCAUCAGCCUUUUUGCCUUGGAAAACUGUGAAGGCAGAGAGCUUCAUUUGCAAGAAGCUGUUGGUUCUGUUCUGAAUAAGGAUCUUCACUUUCUUACUCAAUCUGUGUGGGUGAGAAGUGGACAGUGGAUCGCAUAUGAAGGAAGCAAUUUCUUGGGAAAACAAUUUCUUCUUGAACCCGGCAAGAUUUUAAACUGGACCCAUUUUAGUUCUUGGAAAGCCAUUGGUUCCCUUCGCCCUGUGAAGCAGCCAGCUGUAUACUUCAGAAUAAAGAACAGAUCCCAAGAUAAGUAUCUAACCAUUGCUGGGAAUCUAACAGAUGCAAGAGCUACAUCAGUAUGUCUUUCCCCAGUAAAUGGCAAGGAUACACAGAUCUGGCGCUAUAGAUGUGGACUCAUCAAAUCCAAGGUUAAUGAUGCUUGCCUUGAUGUCAUUGGAGGCAGAGAUGUACCUGGAGCUAAAGUAGCACUAUGGGUAGAGCAUGGAAAGGCAAGGCAAAAAUGGACAUUCAACCAGGAUGGGACCAUCAGCUCAUACCUCAGUGACCAGCUUGUUCUUGAUAUUAAAGGAGGAUAUUACUACGAUAGGAACCAUAUUGUUGUAAACCAACUCAAUAUAAGUGAAUGCACACAGAGGUGGGACUUUGAGAUAUUAUGAGUGACCGUAAAGACAUUAGAACAUGGACCAAUGUGACCUGAAGAUAACUCUUGAACAAACUACUUGAAGUCACACAACACUGGACCACAGAGUAUCUGCCUGACUUCACCGUAUUUGUCAAGUUAUAAAGUUUUUUUUUAAAAAAACUAGACUGUGGGAAGUUAAUCCUGUAUAAGCAGCAUUGCUAGAAGGGACCCUGAAGCAGAUUUAGCACAGAGUCCUAUUAAGUAAUGGGCAGUAGCGGACAUUACUGUGGUGACUCUGCAGCCUCUUGUUGCUUAUUUAUUUUGUGUUUUUCUAACUUUUUUUUUGCAAGUAAGGAUAGCUUUGUAAAACUUUUGACUGAAAAGCUUUUCUUACUUCCUUCAGUUUUUAAAAUUGCCAGUGGAAACUUACUGAUUAUUGCACUCUUCUUUUCAUGUUUAAAUACCUUGUACUUGGACAAUCACAAGUGAUUAGUCUCAGGUAAGCUUCAUCAUUCUACUUUAUGUACACUACUACUUUGGCCUAUAUCCAAACCUCAAAAUGUAAUAAAACCAAUGUUGUGAGAAUUGUAUGUGAAAAGGCAGUUUAUUUCUUCCUACUGGCUCUCUAUUCUCAGGAGCAUUCUAUUAUCUGUAAAGUAGUUCAAGAGUAUUUAGGCGGAAGUUAUGUGAUUAUUCCCCAUCUGUUUAUGCAACAUUGAAAUUACAGGCUGGUGGAGAAUAUACUUUCACACAACUCUGAUAUAAUGCAAUAUCUGCAGUUUAAUUAUUUGUAGAAAAGUUGUCUGCAAUUUAAGAAUUGUAUGUAGUUAAUAACCCUGGUCAUUUCACCAAUCUAGCCAAUAUUUGCUUUAAAAAGCAAGUAUUUCUGAGCUGGGAUGGUGAAACUUGUAACCCUAGUUCUAUAACUAGACUAUUGCUUUAAUGUCAUAAAUUUAUAAAAAGGCCAUACUGACCACUAUGCAUGAGAUGUGACUGAAUCUCAGGACAUUGGUUUUCAUGUCUGUAAGGGCUACUGAAUUAGAUCAGAGCUCUAAUGCAAGAGGAGUUACCACUUUCCUCUGGUUUUCCCAACCUAAAUUCUUCUCCUUUCCAACAGCACUUGCUGUAUGCACCCUUGGGAAAAAAAUUCAUUACCAAGCAGGGAGAGGGAAUGUUAAUAUCUGGUAUCAAAUUGCUCUGAUCCAAUUAAGCAGAUUCAGCUCACCUUUCAGUGAAAAUGAUUCUGUCUUGCAAUCCCAUCACAAAUAUCCUGUCCAAUGGGUGUUUUGUUCCUCUUAUAUUCUUGUGGUAACUGCAGCUGUCACUGUAUUCCUUGAUCAUCUCAAAUUGCUGUCAGUAGCUAAUUUAAUGGUUCAUUUUAUAAAAAUGAGGGGCAAAGAAUCUAUGUGCAUUGGGCAAAAUCCAGCCUAACAUAAAAGCACUUUUAGUCUGAUUUCAGAAGGGAGCUAUUACCUACUAGAGAUCACAUCAUUUUGUAAGAAAACUGAAUAUUUAAAAGAAUUUCUUGAGAAUUCCAGCAUAAGUUCAGACUUGAGUCUCUUAAUACCCAAUUUUCUCCAUCUUUAAAAUCUGAUCCACGAUAAGCAUUGUGUUACUCAACUUGAAUGUUAAGUUGUGGUUUAAAAUGCCAGUUCACAGGGUGAUGCUAUCACUGUAACAGAAAGGUGUGUGCUGGCAGAUGUUCUUUCCACUCCAAAUCAAAACACACAAAAUCCCUUUAAAAACAUUUAUGCUGUUCAGCAAGAGAAAGGAGCAGUGGCACUUUUUUCUUAAAGGUAGGGGGCUUCAUGCUCAUGCUUAGCUGUUGGAUUGCAUGAGAGCAUAUCCAGCUGGCAAUUAUAUACAUAUGGGUACUGGAUCUGAUAACUGCCCAAGCUGGAGCUGUUGUCUCCUGUGCUGAGGGGGGUGGAACCCAGUAGUGGCUUAAGUAUGUCUUAAAUAUAACCUUGUAAGUAAAUAAAAUCAAAAUCAAUUAACUAAAACAAAAAAAUCAGUUUUUUUCUUUCACUUCUGAUCAUUAAAAACUAAACUGCUAUGGAAAAGAUGAGAAAGCUGCAAGGUUACCACCAACAGAAACUUGGACAAACUCUAUUUUUAUAUCUAGUGAUUGUAAUCUUAAUAUAUUCAGAAAAUCUACCUAAGAGCUGGUUCUACACUUCAGCUGUAGCCCCAGCCAGUCCAAUCCCAGACACAUGGAAGCACAGCCUCCCAGGCUAUGUAUCAUCUCCUACUGCAGUUGGCAACAAACUGGAACAGGUACAACAGCUCUUUACUUAAGGCAGGGAUACCUCAGGAUUUUGGUUUCUGACCACAGACUAUAUUAGUAUCCACCUGUAACAGCAGCAUUCAUUGGUUUGAGUGAUCUGCGUUGUUUCCAGUCCCUAGGUACAAGCUUGGUUUACUAGAGCUACAUGAAAGUGCACUGCUGUAUAGGUAUGUGGAAUAUGCCGAUUGCACUUUAGAUUGUAAAGGGGAAAAAAACUGAUCAAUUUCCAUUUAUACUCUCCUUUAAAUAUAUUUUCAUCCAAAGCACUUAGCAAUAGCCAGAAAAAUCUGUCUAUUAGAUAUCAAACACAAUAAAACAAUUUUUAAAACUUCGUGGUUUCAAGGCUAUGCAAUAUCCCAUAAACCUCAACUUGUCUAUCAGUGUUAUGUCUUGGAAGUCUGAUCCAGUUCCAUGUCCAGAGAUCCUGCAUUCAGAGGCGGUGCUUAGAGCUGUUGUGUGGAGGCCUACCUAGCCAUUACCACCCCUACACACAGUACAAAUUACUUCUGACCUACAGCACCAGUAAUAGAAGAACGAUAGAAGGGGGGAUUGGACAGUGGAUCUGGAUCAUACUCUCAGGAGUUUAAUGAAAAAUUGUGAAUGUAUAUUACAUUGUAUAGAAUGCUGCAGGGAAGAUCGGUCUACAUUGUUCAUUUUGUACUGUCUCAAAAAGCAAUAAUUUUUUAGUAACUGGUAACUGAUGUUCCAAUCUUUUGCAUUUUGUCUAAAAAGUGACCUUAUAUAUGGUGUCGAUAGAGGAUGCAUCUCUGUACCACUGGAUUAAAACACUUUAAAAUGCA